GACCUGGAGUUGGCCACCGGGAAGCCAUCGGGAAGAAUAUAUAUAAACGCGCUGGAGGUCAGAUCGGCAGCGAUUAGUUGUGUUCUGAACGUUCAAGGUGUCUGAGGAGUUUGAGUUCCAAAAAUGAAGAAGGUUCUGCUGAGCUUCUGUGCCGUGUGGUUCUUAACAAAUGCUGCCCCAACGCCGGAAGAUCCUGCCAACACGGUGCAGGGAAUAGUACCGGUCCAAAACAGUCCUGUAGUUAUCCUCGACUCCGAUACUAACUUACCCGAAGAGGUCGAUCUGGAGGGCGCAGAAGCAGCUCACUUUGGUUACGGUGGAGGCGGCUUUGGACGUGGUGGUGGGUUUGGUGGUGGAUACGGACACGGAGGUGGCUUUGGAUUCCGUAAGUUUGGCGGCUUCGGAGGAGGUGGCUUCGGCGGACAUCAUGGGUUCGGAGGUGGCUUCCCGGGCCAUGGGUUCGGUGGGUUUGGAGGGGGUGGUGGUGGUUUCGUCGUUGGCGGAGGCUUCAUCAAGGGUGGCGGAUUCUAUGGCAAGAAAUGAUCGUCCGAGUACAAAAUAAAGUUUAAUUAAGAAUAACCCGUA
Anopheles stephensi (Asian malaria mosquito) is the source of this 585-nucleotide messenger RNA. Its product is annotated as keratin, type II cytoskeletal 1-like. The coding region runs from base 124 to 543 and encodes 139 amino acids. The record is from RefSeq and is a predicted model, not a curated record. The transcript is spliced from 2 exons. NCBI's taxonomy places the organism in Eukaryota, Metazoa, Arthropoda, Insecta, Diptera, Culicidae.